Molecule: messenger RNA, 1929 nt
Organism: Sclerotinia borealis F-4128
Lineage: Eukaryota; Fungi; Ascomycota; Leotiomycetes; Helotiales; Sclerotiniaceae
Source: the annotation of a GenBank genome assembly
AUGGAGUCAAACGCACAAUCUGGGGGUCAGCGCGGUGGAGGUGGAGGUAGAGGGCGGGGGCGGGGAGGUUUUGGCAGAGGUGGUCGAGGGAAUUCUAGAGGUGGUUCCAGAGGAGGUAGAAAAGAAGAAACAGGUCGCAAUGAAUACAAUCGCCAAGGACCAAAAAGAGAUCGAAAUGACGACAACGACCAAGCAUUGAAACGCAGAAAGACAGUGCCCAAUGGGGAAUCCGAGCCAACAGCAUUCAGUACAGAGUUCUCCAAGGAGGAACUUGAAAAUGAAGUACGAAAACCGAAACACAAAGUCGCCGUAAUGAUUGGCUAUGCAGGAACUGGAUACAAAGGCUUGCAGAUCAAUACCACGGAGAAGACAAUUGAAGGUGAUAUGUUCAAGGCUUUUGUUGCAGCUGGUGCGAUUUCGAAAGCCAAUGCAAACGAUCCUAAGAAGUCGGCCUUGGUACGAUGUGCGCGAACCGACAAAGGUGUUCAUGCAGCUGGCAACGUUCUGUCCUUAAAGCUCAUCGUCGAAGACCCGAAUAUCGUUGAGACUAUCAAUUCACAUUUGCCAGAUCAAAUUCGAGUCUGGGGUAUCGAGAGAACUACAGGAUCCUUCAAUUGCUAUCAAAUGUGCGACUCGCGCUGGUAUGAAUACUUAAUUCCAACUUACUCAUUCAUCCCACCUCAUCCUAAGAGCUACCUUGGUAAGGAAUUGCUUCAAUCAGCCGAGAAGGAAGGUGUUUUGGAAAAGUUCAACAAACUUCAAGAAGAUGCUGUAUCAUUCUGGGCAAAUGCUGAGAAGGAAUUCGUACAACCUAUACUUGACAGCUUGGACCCGCAAUUGGCAGCAGAUGUUAUGGAAGUUAUUCAUGCUGCGGAGGAAUCUAAUGAGCCGAUAGGAAAGAACAUGAAGAAGAACAAGUCAGAAAUCAUGGAAGAGGUCGAAGCCAAGGAAAUCCCCACUGCAAAUAACGAAGCAGGACCUCAAGGCGAUUUAGUAUCUCAAGAGGAACCUGUAGCUGAAGCUAAAGUCGAUGCGAACGGAGAUGGAGAGAUGAGGCAAGAAUCAGAAGUCACAGCGCAGGUGAUGAAAGAGGCGCAAGAAGCUAUGCAAGGCAUCCAAACCACCGAUGAAACACAAGUGAAAGACGAAACUUUACCGAAUGAAGAGAUUAAGCCGGAAGCAGACGAUGUCCAGGAAAAGUCGAAAUCCAUUCUCACACCUCUUGAGAGGGCCGUCAAGGAAGUCAAGGCAGCAUAUAUCAAAGCCAAGAAAGCAUACCGCAUACACGAAUCACGCAGACAAAGGGUACAAGAAGGACUGGACCAAUAUGUCGGCACCUAUAAUUAUCACAACUACACCAUCCUCAAAAACUAUAAUGAUCCCUCUUCUAAACGACACAUCAAAUCCUUUCAAAUCGGGCCCAAGCCUAUCAUUAUCCACAAUACCGAAUGGCUCUCACUAAAGGUUCAUGGUCAAUCAUUUAUGAUGCAUCAAAUCCGAAAAAUGGUAGCCAUGGUAGCAUUAGUGGUACGAUGUGCUUCGCCAAUAGAGCUCAUCAAGGAGUCUUAUACUGCUGCCAAUAUUAGCAUACCAAAAGCCCCCAGUUUGGGAUUGCUGUUAGAAGCCCCAGUCUUCAAUAACUACAAUGAGAAGCUGUCCAAGGAAUCCGAGAGGGAAAAAUUAGACUUCGAAAAGUAUAGGGAGAAGAUGGAUGAGUUUAAGCAAAGAGAAAUCUAUGAUAGAAUCUUCAGGGUGGAGAAUGCUGAGAAUCAAUUUCACACAUUCUUCCACCAUUUAGAUCAUCAUCGAAGUGAUUACUUUUUGUGGCUUACAGCUACGGGAAUAUCUGCUGCGAGACAGCGUAGGGCAGGCAAGGAUUAUUCGGAUGUUAGUGAUGAUGAGGCUGACGUGAAUGGUGAGGAGGAUUGA